This is a messenger RNA of Trichoplax adhaerens, 1659 nucleotides long. RefSeq lists its product as uncharacterized. The transcript has 9 exons. The record is from RefSeq and is a predicted model, not a curated record. Gene Ontology annotation, cellular component: nucleus. Gene Ontology annotation, biological process: nuclear DNA replication. Bases 1 to 1659 code for a protein of 552 amino acids. NCBI's taxonomy places the organism in Eukaryota, Metazoa, Placozoa, Uniplacotomia, Trichoplacea, Trichoplacidae.
AUGGGGAGGUUGGGGAAAGCUCUUGCCUGCCAAGAAAAUGAAGAAACACCGACUAAAUCUAGUCCUUCUUCAUCUCAGUCGCCAAAAUGGAACAAACCCAACGAUAUUAUUCGACUACGAUUGCAGAAGAGGAGGAAAUCACGCAAGACUCCUUCAGCUAGCCAUCAACGCCAAGUGUUGCAAGUCGUGGAUACCAAUGUCCAGGAGGAUAGUCAUGGCGACCCUGGUAGCCAUUCUUUUCCAGGAGAUCAGCUUGAAAGUCAUGAAAUGAAAGUCAAGCAAUCGGAUCAACAGCCGUCGCUAUUUGAUGCUAUCGACCAUUUUCAACAGGAGAAAAAAUUCAACAUGGCUGCGGAUCAUGCGAUCGAAAAUGCCAUUCCAAGUCGUCACUUUAAUGAUAUGCAAGAAUUGUCAAAGCUCAAUUUUGGUACAUCGUUGCCGGUAGAUUGGUCUUUAAAGCUUAGCUGCAGAUUUAUUUGUCAAACUCCCUUGCAAUGGUGUAAUAAUAUCACUAGCAAUGAUGAAAUUAUGGCUGUAACUAAUUUUGUACGCUGCUGUAAUCAGUCAGAGUUAAACAAUCAACCAGAUAAUCUGGGAACUUUGCUAAAGCAAUAUUUAUUGACCUGGUGCCACCCUGUAUUGCCUGGAAUAGAAUUAUUUCCCAGAACAGGCAGAAAGCCUUCUAAACUCUCACAGGCCGGUCCAAUAGUUACGAAUGAGCAAAUGCUAAAAGCAAUGAUGUCUAACUGGAAAGAGAGCUUUUAUUCUAUAUAUCACAUGACAAGGUGUCAGAAAUGUCCGUACUUCUAUUUAUGCACUCACCAAUUUAGUAUACUUUUUAUUGCUGAGGGCAUCAACGGCUCUCCCUCUAUUACCGCCAUCGUGAGUUCUACAACGUCAGGAUUUCGUCAAUUAUUAUCUAAUGAAGGAAUUCAGUUUCAUGCAGUUGGUAGGAAAGGCAAUGAGCAAGAAGCAACAGAUGAAUACAAAGACAAUUUUGUAGUCAGCGAUGAUGAAUUCGACGUCAACAGUGAUUCAGAUUCCCUUACUGGAAAUGCUGAAGAUGAUGAAAGUCACUUAGACUGCCAUAAUGUAAAUGAUAUUAACGAUCGCCAAAAAGCUUCUGCUUUACGAAUUGAAGGCAGCUCCCAUGUUCAUGCCUUUUAUAACUUUCUUCUAAAUUACAAGAACUUGGUUGCACCUAUUGGUUGGCAAGCUGGAAUUCCUCCCACAAUUCUAUCACCUGUCGCAUUUUGCGGUGGCACUCUAAAACCUUUAACGUUUAAAUGUAAUAAAAUGAAGCAGCCAAAUAUUCUUGGUAAAACAGAAGAAAAAUCCUAUUUAGAAAUAUCCGGGCCAGUUAUUCCUUGCCAGUUUAUUCGAAUAUGUAAUCUUUUACGCUCUGCUCAUGGAAAUAAUAUGAAGGCCUCCAUUAAAUGCUUGGAAUCUACUUCUGUUUUCAAUACGAGUGGUCACUCAAUGUUAGACGAUAGUAAUUCAAAUCAUCUACCCGAUGAAGUGAUGCCAGUAGCUAAAUUGCAAAAUUACAAUUUAUCUGAGGUAAUGUUGAAACAAUUAGCCAGUAAAAAUAGCCUUGAUGGAAAAUCGAUUAAAAGUGUACAAUUGAUAAACGGUAAUUUUCACUGGUCAACAGCGUGA